Molecule: messenger RNA, 8148 nt
Organism: Durusdinium trenchii
Lineage: Eukaryota; Dinophyceae; Suessiales; Symbiodiniaceae
Source: the annotation of a GenBank genome assembly
AUGGUGUUCUGCAACACCUCGACGUUGGCGGCGAUCACGUUGAUGAUCCACUGUCGACAGAGCCCGUAUGUCUGCGAGUUGCGACUUCCUCUUCUGAUGGAAUACUCUGCUUACUUCAAGAAGACCGUGAUUUUGCUGGGCCAGGAGUCUCGUUGGUUACCAGGCGCCGUCUUCUGUCCUCAGGCGGCUGGAGAUCCCUACUCGUGCAUCGCAGAAGAGAUUGCACGGUCCAACAAGUCGGAGGGAAUCCUUUAUAUGCACUUUGACAUGAGCCUGUCUCCAUGUGAGAUGGCUCAGCGCUUGGAGCUGGAGAAGGUGGGCGCUUUUGACUCCUUGUCCGACAAGUACAUCAGCUUCGCCGCACUGGACAAAUGCAACAAGGAUAUGAAGUCGAAUUGCCGGUGGAUUUGGUGGGAUGUCAAGAAGAAUGAGACCCGGAAUCGGAUCUUGAGAUCUGUCAAGGCCAUGAGACAGAUGGGAGGACUGGGAGAUCUGUCAAUCCUCAAGAAGUUGGACAGGGGCAUUUGGCGCGGCAUGUCAGAUCUCUUGUACGUGCCCAAGAAGGUCUUUCCCAUCUAUGUCGCCUUCGCCAAGGCCUUCCAAAAGGCGGACGUCUUUCACGAGAUGGCCUCGCCCACGUUGUUGGCGACCUCUGCGGCCGUCGCCCAUGUGGGGAGCCAAAACUUUGGUUGUCGGGGCUCCUGUUGCUCAUCGGUGGGACGCCAAGAGAUCUUGUCCAAAGGUUUCGUGUGUGGGCACAAGGUGGACUAUCGCGAUGUUGGUGUACUGAAGGCGGUACAGCUCAUAGCAACACAGGAACCUCGACCCUUGCAUACAGUGGAUUCCCUCGGGCCAAGGGUCUUUGAGCCCCCCUGCGACAUGGCCGCCUUACAAGAGGUGACUCUGAUCAUCCAUUGCACUCAGCAGCAGCUCUGCUACAAGAGGCGUUCAAUGCUACAGGAAUUUGUCUUCUACUUCAAGCGCGUGAUCUUUCUGAUGCGCUCGAAGAUGUGGACGUUGAGCCACACGUGUUCCGGGGAAGCUUACGCCUGCGUGGCGGAGGAGAUGAAGCACAUCCGGAUGAACGACGACACGAGGAGCGAGAGGGUGGAUCCGGUCCCAGGGAUUCUGUACAUGAACUUUGACGUGGGGAUCUCUCCUUGUGAGAUGGCAAGGCACUUGAAUGUGACUAAGAUUGGCACCUUUCAGGAGCUAGCCAAGAAGUACAUGACAUUCGAAGAGUUGGAUCAAUGCUCUUUGAAUCGAUCGAGGUGUAUGUGGGAUGCUUGGCAGGUGAACCACAGCAAAGCGCAGAUCCUCAAUGCCUCGGGACGGUUGGAAACACUCCUUGACAGUGCGUUCGGCUCAAAAACCUCGCUGACUCAGACGACCGUGGCGCUACUCCAGCGGAGCUUGAGAGAGGGCACCUGGAUGGGCUUUAGUGGGCUGUAUUACCUUCCGAAGCAGGUGUAUCCCGUAUUUCAAGGUUUGGCUGCCGCCUUUAAGGAGGAGAAUGUGUCCAAUGAGAUAGCAUCUCCCAGCUUGUUGGCUUUGACAUCCAUCAUCUCCCAGGUGGAACUUCAAAACUUCAACUGCAAGAAUGACCCUGCUCAUCUUGGUGAACGAGAGAUUCUCUCCAAAGGCUUCCGAUGUGGGCGGGGCUUGGAACGCGAUGCAAGGAUGAAGGGCUCCAUGAAAGGCUUGGAGGAUUUGCUGGCUCAUCCUGCGAAGUAUUCGAUGCCCAAGAAGAAGCCCUCCAUGGCUUUCUGCAACACUUCCAGCUUGGCAGAGGUCACCUUGGUCAUCCACUGCCGGCAGGAGCCGCCGAUCUGCCGCUUGCGGCUUCCUCUCCUCUUAGAAUACUCUGCUUACUUCAAGAAGACUGUGAUCUUCUUGACCAAAGAUCCUGGCUGGUUGCCGGGUGCCGUGCCUUGCCAUCGUGUUGGAGAUCCCUACUGGUGCAUCGCAGAAGAGAUUCCUCGGUCCAAAGAUUCCAGCGGAAUCCUCUACAUGCAGUUUGAUGUGGGUAUGUCUCCUUGUGAGAUGGCUCGACGUUUGGAUGUGGGCGCGGUGGGCACCUUCGAAACCUUGUCCGACAAGUACUCCACUUUCGCCCAGUUGGAUGAGUGCAACACCAACUUAAAGCUGCGGUGUUUGUGGCAUCAUUGGGACAUGAAGCGGAACUCCACCAGGACAAGGUUGUUGAAAACUGCCAAGGCAUUGGAUGAAAUCAGUUCGACACUUCCAUUCGCCAACACUUCCAUUCUUCAGCGGUUGGAGACUGGGAUUUGGAGCGCGGUGUCGGACUUCUUGUACUUGCCCAAGCAAGCCUUUCCCGUUUAUGCAGCCUUUGCCAAAGCCUUCAAAGAGAACAAGAUUUUUCACGAGAUGGCCUCGCCGACCCUGCUGAUGACCUCCGCCCGCAUCUCCAACGUCCCGAUGCAGAACUUCCGCUGCCGCGGCUCAUGUUGCCGACACGUGCAGCAGGAGGAGAUCUUGUCCAAAGGUUUCAUUUGUGGACACAAGGUGAGACUUCAAGAUGACUGUCACCGAAAUGCGUUACAGCUCCUGGCCACGCAGGAGCCUCGAAAUCUCCGCACUGUCAAUGCCAAUGCGCCGCCCGUUUUUGCUCCACCGUGUGAAAUGGCUGGGCUGGACAAUGUGACACUGAUCAUCCACUGCAGUGAGCAAGAACUCUGCUAUGCCAGGCGUUUGUUGCUACAGGAUUACUUCUUGUACUUCAGACAUGUGAUCUUUCUCACUCCUAAAGGCCUUCCAUGGAGUCUGGCACGCACUUGUGCUGGUGAAGCCUACCAAUGUGUGGUGGACGAGCUCGAAUCGAGCUCUUCCGUGAACUCAAGGGGAAUCCUCUUCUUGAACUUUGAGGUUGCCAUGUCUCCUUGCGAGAUGGCAAGACACUUGGAAGUGGACAAAGUCGGCACCUCUGAAGAACUGCGGAAUACCACUUUUGCCAAGUUGGAUGAAUGGAAUAGCAAGAAGCUGACACGGCAACAGCGGUACUGGGAUGCUCAAAACAAGACCAGGACACAGAUCAUGAAUGCCGUUAGAAGUCUUGACAUGGGCCUGGAGGGCUGGGCUGUGCAAAGCCUGAGGAAUGGCUCCAUUUUUCGUCUCUUCAGCGGCUUCUUCUACCUUCCGCAAAAGGCCUUCCCCAUCUUCAAAGCUGCGGCACCGAUCUUGAACGAAUGGAAUCUGACCCAUGCGAUUGCCGUGCCCUUGCUGCUGGCCUUGUCGGCCGGCCAGGGGGAGCUUCAAAAUCUGGGCUGUGCCAAGCCAAUCAAAAAGAAGAAGGAGGGUGAGUACGAUCUGCACGCCAAAGGCUUUGUUUGUGGGCGUGGCAUUGAACAUGACGUGCCUGCGAUGAACGGUUUGGAGGAGCUGCUUUGUGCACCCAAGAAAUACCUGGCGCCGGAGCUCCUGACACAGCGCGAGCUGCCUGUGUUAGACCCCGGGCUGCGGACCCGGAGCUCGUGGAAUCUGGAGGACCUGGCGAGGAAGCCGAAGCCUGCUAUUGCCUUGCUUUUGGAUGGCGACGGUCUAUCUGGUGAGAGAGCCCAGAUCCAGAAGAGAGUGGUCCCCCGCGACAAGGCUGUGAACAUCUUUGUGCACCAGUGGGGGGGCAGUGGCUUUGUGGCCAGGGCGGCAGGCCUGGGCCUGGGCCGUUCCGAGUGGUGCGGUCCCGGUGAGACGGGCGCCACCCGAAAGAUCAUUUCUGGAUCAGUCCAAGAGCGCCAAGAGCGGCCGACCGAUCGCUUCAUUACAGCUCGAGUGGUCCAUGACCUUAACUCCACAGAGUUCGGUUUGCUGCUCACCUUGGAACUGGCCAACGCGCCGAGUUCGCCUGCGGAGCAGUCCGCGGAGCAGAGCAAGUUCACUUUGGUGUCACCGGAUCAGCUCGCAGAGCUUCUGGAGACGUCCAUCGAAAUCACCCUCAGAUUGGAGGAAGAUGAGCAAAUCUUAUGUUUUCGUUUUGAUGAGGUGAAGCACAACAGUGGUUUCAGCAUUUAUUACCAUCCGCAAGUGGCCAUCUCACGUGACGUCGAGGGACAACUCUCUCUGAGACUUGAGCGUCUCUCAGGGCACCUGGAGUGGCCUGAACCUCUCCUCCGCGGACAAGUGCUACAAGUGCCUGACACGUCCAGCGCGGUGCCAUUGUGGACGUCAGAUGUGGCGUCCGCUGAAGAGGCCAUCGCCACGCUCCGGACGAUGAAGGGACUGAAACGGGAUCACUUGCUCGGGGCUAAGAGGCUGUCUUCAACAUGGAGUGUGCGGAACCUGACUGGACAAUCGACCAUGUUUUGGAUUGACCUCCUAUGUCUCGAUUGCGCCGCGUGGUAUGUCGAUGUUCUGCUCGACAUCAAGCAGCUGAUGUUAUUCGUGAAAACGGGAAUGGUGGAUUACAUGGCUUUCAACCUCACAGGCAUGAUGUUGCCUGUCAUUCUGAGUCUGCAAGACAUUUGGGCAUUCCAUGCCCAUGAGUCUCCCGAUUUGGAUGCUUUGCAAGCUGUUGGCCUUGCUGUAGGCGUUCCUUUGCGGUGGUUGCAGGCUUCCACCAUGUGCGCAGUCCUUCUACAACUGCAGAUGCUGUGGCUAACGAUUUGGUCUGCCAAGCACCGCUUGAAACACCCAUUGCUUGGAGCUACCAAAUUUGCUGAGGUCGCAGAAUCAGCCACUUCUGCUUUGGUGCAAUGCAACUUUCUGAUCUGCACCAUGGUCGGAGUUAAGGACUUUGCAGCUUUGCAACUCGAUGCAAAAGACCUCACAUGGUUGUGCGCUUCCAUCACUAUGUCUUGCUGUAUGCUUGGACUUGGCUUCGCGUCGCGCGACACAAGCACAUCACGGGUGCUCGGGGUACCUGGCAAACUGAAAAAGGAUCAGGAGCCUCUUCUGGUACUUGCGAUCGUGAUGCUGAGGUCAGCCGAAGUCAUCUGCCAGGUGUUUGCUAUCAAUUUCUUUCAUGUUUCGGCGAGAUGGCAGGGAUUUGCACUAGGAGGCCCCAUUCUGACCAUGGGGCUGGCCAUGAUGGCCAAAUGCCUUCUUCGGAAGGCGAGCGUGGCAGAUGUCCUGGCCGCGGUGAUUGCCCACCCAGGUCAGCUGCUGGAGCCGACAUCGUUGUUUCCACUCCAAAGUACCAUGAAGAUCAAGAUGUUGUCUGUGACAGCUGUCGUCGCAUCUCAAGCCUUUGCACGGUACGCUUCAGCCAGCGAGCAUGCCAAGGCCAUCCCCGACUGGCUCCUUGCAGCCUGGCUGGGAUUGUCCGCAGUGAGCUGGAUGGGUCUGGGGCUGGUUGCACGAUUGGGCGAGGAGGUGAAACAUACGAGUUUCCACCGCUUGGCAUCUUUGGAAGGUCGCGUCACGUAUUCUGCAGUCAAGACUGCUCUUGCUUGCACAGACGAGGUACCUUUGGCGGUUCUGAUGGCUCUCACGCAUGAUUGCAUUUUGAGCUUGGAUGGCGGCGCUGAGCAUUUGGUAAGCAGCGACGCUUGGGCCGCGUCCAAGCUGAAACUUGGAUCCACCUUCUUCAGCAAGAUUGGGAACCAUGGCACACGACAGGUCCUGAUCUCCCUGUCAAAUCAAAACCCAGAGGACCUAGAUUUGUCUUUUUGCCAUGAGAUCCCCACUGAUGCUUGGGAAGUGCUUGAGACUGCAAACUGGUCCAACUUGAAGAAGGCUUCUUUUGAACAGUGCUUCUAUGACAACACGAAGGGUGCUGAGGGAGCGAAGCAUCUUUUGAAGGCGUUGGCCCAGAGCGCCGCUCUGGAGGACCUUAAUCUGUCUUCGUGCCAUGAAAUCCCCAGUGAUGCUUGGGAAGUGCUUCAGACUGCAAACUGGUCCAACUUGAAGAAGGCAUUUUUUCAGCAGUGCUUCAAUGUCAACACGAAGGGUGCUGAGGGAGCGAAGCAUCUUCUGAAGACUUUGGCCCAGAGCACCAGUCUGGAGGACCUAGAUCUGUCUUAUUGCGACCAGAUCCCCAGUAAUGCUUGGGAAGAGCUUCCGAGUGCAAUCUGGUCCAACUUGAAGAAGGCUUCUUUUGAAAUGUCCUUCAAUGCCAACAAGAAGGGUGCUGAGGGAGCGAAGCACCUUUUGAAGGCGCUGGCCCAGAGCGCUGCUCUGGAGGACCUGAAUCUGUCUUAUUGCGACCAGAUCACGAGUAAUGCUUGGGAGGUGCUUCAGACUGCAAACUGGUCGAGCUUGAAGAAGGCAUUUUUUCAAGAGUGCUUCAAUGUCAAGACGAAGGGUGCUGAGGGAGCGAAGCAUCUUUUGAAGGCCUUGGCCCAGAGCGCCACUCUGGAGGAUCUAGAUCUGUCUCGUUGCGGUCAAAUCCGCCGUGAUUCUUGGCAAGUGCUUCAGACUUCAAACUGGUGGAACUUGAAGAAGGCUGAUUUCGCAUGGUGCUUCUAUGGCAACACGAAGGGUGCUGAGGGUGCGAAGCAUCUUUUGAAGGCUUUGGCCCAGUGCGCUGCCCUGGAGGACCUGAAUCUGUCUGGUUGCAAUCAGAUCCCGAGUGAUGCUUGGGAAGUGCUUCGAACUGCAAACUGGUCCAACUUGCAGAAGGCAUUUUUUCAGGAGUGCUUCAAUGUCAACACGGAGGGUGCUGAGGGAGCGAAGCAUCUUCUGAAGGCUUUGGCCCAGUGCGCUGCCCUGGAGGACCUAGAUUUGUCUUAUUGUGACCAGAUUCCCGGUGAUGCUUGGGAAGCGCUUCAGACUGCAAACUGGUCGAACUUGAAGAAGGCAUUUUUUGACAUGUGCUUCUAUGAAAGAACAAAGGGUGCUGAGGGAGCGAAGCAUCUUUUGAAGGCGUUGGCCCAGAGUGCUGCUCUAGAGGACCUGGGUUUGUCUUAUUGCGACCAGAUCCCCAGUGUUGCUUGGGAAGUGCUUCAGACUACAAACUGGUCCAAAUUGAAGAAGGCUUCUUUUGAACAGUGCUUCGAUGACAACACGAAGGGUGCCGAGGGUGCAAAGCAUCUUUUGAAGGCUUUGGCCCAGAGUGCCGCUCUGGAGGAGCUUGAUUUGACCGAUUGCUCCCAGAUCCCCAGCGAUGCUUGGGGAGUGCUUCAGACUCACCCUGGUCUUUGGCCCUGCCUCCGGAAGUCCUUUGGCAUCCCCGAACAGGUCACCUUUGGUCCGAGCUUUGCCCGAGGACUGACGGACUUUCAAAUCCUUCCCAGAAUCUUCCGCUCCGUUCGAAUUCCUCGCGCUUUCAGUGGCCAUGACCGUACUGUGCCCUUCGAAGCCUCUUCCUUGCUUGCAGCUUUGGCCCAGAGCGCCGCUCUGGAGGACCUAAAUUUGUCUGAUUGCAACCAGAUCCCCAGUGAUGCUUGGGAAGCGCUUCAGACUGCAAACUGGUCCAACUUGAAGAAAGCUUCUUUUGAACAGUGCUUCGAUGACAACACGAAGGGUGCUGAAGGUGCAAAGCAUCUUUUGAAGGCUUUGGCCCAGAGCGCCGCUCUGGAGGACCUAGAGUUGUCUUUUUGUGAUCAGAUCCCCACUGAUGCUUGGGAAAUCCUUCAGACUGCAAACUGGUCCAACUUGAGAAAGGUUUCUUUUGAAAUGUGCUUCUAUGAAAGAACAAAGGGUGCUGAGGGGGCGAAGCAUCUUAUAAAAGCUUUGGCCCAGAGUGCCGUUUUGGAGGACCUUAAUCUGUCUCGUUGCUCCGAGAUCCCCAGUGAUGCUUGGGAAGCGCUUCAGACUGCAAACUGGUCCAACUUGAAGAAGGCUUCUUUUGAACAGUGCUUCGAUGACAACACGAAGGGUGCUGAAGGUGCAAAGCAUCUUUUGAAGGCUUUGGCCCAGAGCGCCGCUCUGGAGGACCUAGAGUUGUCUUUUUGUGAUCAGAUCCCCACUGAUGCUUGGGAAAUCCUUCAGACUGCAAACUGGUCCAACUUGAGAAAGGCUUCUUUUGAACAGUGCUUCGAUGACAACACGAAGGGUGCCGAGGGUGCAAAGCAUCUUUUGAAGGCUUUGGCCCAGAGCGCUGCUCUGGAGGAGCUUGAUUUGACCGAUUGCUCCCAGAUCCCCAGCGAUGCUUGGGGAGCGCUUCAGACUCGCCCGGAAGUCCUUUGGCCCUGCCUCCGGAAGUCCUUUGGCGUCCCCGAACAGGUCGCCUUAGAACGAGGCAUUGAAUGA